AGAGAUGUAACAAGCUAUACCAAUAAGACAUGAGCGCAAUAAUCAAGAUUUAUGUCAUAUUUUUGAUGGUUUGUGGAUAUAAAGGACAGUCUGUAAGAUGUGAUUACAAAUAUAAACAUCACUGGACAACUGGAAUAAAAACUACAAAUGUCUCUUUAUAUGCUUGCGAAUUAAACACAGAACAAUCAAAUUACAAUGAAAGAAUCACUACAAUUGAUGGACAACAUGAAGAUGAGCACAGCGAUGCUGAGGUAAAGCAUUUUAAAAAUUAUGUAGGCACCAAGCUUGAUACAUUAACGUCCAUUUUCUGUAAUAAGUUUCCAAAUCUUGAAACAAUUUUCAUGCUAGAAACAGAAAUGGAAUCAAUUGAUGCAGAUUCGCUGACAAAUUGUAAAAAUUUAGAUCAUUUGCUAUUAAUUAGGAAUAAUAUACAGGAGCUUCCUGAAAAUUUGCUGAUUGAAAACUCAAAAUUAACUUUAGUAAGGAUUUUAGACAACCGACUAAAGACACUGCCUGAAACUUUAUUUCUAAACCAACAGAAACUUGAGGAAUUGAAAUUGGAUCAGAAUAAAAUUAAUUUCUUGCCAAGCAACAUUUUUUGUCCUCUUGUAAAACUUGAAGUGCUGAAUUUGUGCAAAAAUAAGCUUUGGUCAAUAAAUCCAGGAUGGUUUAAGAAUCUACAGACUUUAAAAUGGCUAAACUUGAAAGGAAAUAAAAUAACAAAAAUUCCGUCAAAAGCUUUUGUCGAACUUAAAAAUUUAGAAAAAUUGUUGAUUUCGGACAAUAAAAUUGCGACUUUAAAGGCAGACAACUUUGAUGGACUUCAAAAUUUGAAAAUAUUAAGCUUUAAAGGCAAUCAAAUAUCAGAUCUGCCUGUUGGUGUCUUCAAUCAGUUGACAAAUUUGCAAGAAUUGAAUUUAAAGAACAACAAAUUGACAUCAAUCCACUCAGAUUCUUUCGGUGUUCCCAAUAAUUUGACCAAAUUUUGGCUUGUCAACAACAAAAUCAGCGCAAUUGAUCCAAAGUUUAUCAACAAUACAGCCGUUGCUUAUCUUGAUAUGACCAAUAACAUCUGCAGUCAGUCUAAGUUCAAAACCAGAUCUAAGAAUAAUUUGACAAAAUGUUUUGGCAAUUACCAGCCUCGCUCAGUUCAAGUUUCAAGCGAAUGUGGACGAUCAGUCAUGCCACAAGGAAACAUCAUCGGUGGAAAUAAAAUCAAACGUGGCUCAUAUCCAUGGAUUGCAGCACUUAUGACACCAAAAGGACAGUUGUUCUGUGGAGGAACUCUCGUGUCGAACCGCAAAGUUGUAUCAGCCGCACAUUGCAUCCAGAACAAAGGAGAACCACAAAAAUUAUUACCACGCUCAAUCAUCGUUCUUUUAGGAUUUUAUGACCUUAGCAUACCAAUUGAAGUCGGCCGAGCUCCUUAUGCAGUCCAAGGCAUACACAUUCAUCCUGAUUGGAAUCCAUACACAUCAUCAUACGAUGCUGACAUUGCUGUAUUGAUGCUGAAUCGUGAUGUCACAUUUAAUGAACAUAUUCAGCCAAUCUGCAUGACAUCAUCUGAUCCAAGGAUUGCAGAAAAGACUGAAGGUUCUGUUGUUGGAAAUGGAAAAGGUGGUCAAGCUAAUCAGUUUGAAAAUAUACCGAAAAUCCUAAAAAUCCCGAUCAAAACUGAUCGCCACUGCACUAAGAAGGACAGCAUUUUUAAAGAUCUUUUAACUGGACGAACUUUCUGUGCUGGAAGUGGAACUGGUCAAGGCGUAUGCACUGGUGAUAGUGGAAGUGGAUUUGUUGUGCAAAUUGAAAACGUUUUUUACCUUCGCGGUGUUGUGUCAGCAUCGCUUGGUGAUUCUAUACUCGGAUGUGAUGUCAAUUCCUAUUCUGUCUUUACGGAUGCUCUGAAGUACGUCAAUUGGAUUGAUGGAUUAAAGGACAUUCCUGUUUAUGAUGAUCGGAUCAUAUUUCCAUAUUAAGAAUAUAUUUUUUUAUUGAUUUCCAGCUCUAAUUUUUCUUUCCCAAAUAAGAUAGGAUUCCUUUGACAUCAAUAUAAGCUCGUGGAAGCUAAGUUAAAAUGAAGCAAGUCUUAUUAAAUAAUUUGUUAAAUUAACAUUAAUUUGAGGUUUUCACGAAUUUUCACGAACCCUGAUUACAAUUUUUAAAACGGUAGAAACCAAUUCGAAUUUCUGAACGCACCCAUCAAGUGUUUUUCAUAUGAAAUAAAAAAAUCAUUAAUUAAAGUAUAAAUAUACUGUUUUAGGACUCUUAUUUGUUUUGCCGGCCAAAAAUUCGAUAGAACUGAACUAAUAAAACAAACCCGAGCUCUCUACGAUGUCUGGUUAAAAAGUUUUUCUUCGCCCGAGCAGCCGAACAGCCAAACAAAGUGUAUUAUUAAGCUACCUUUUAGAAACAAGUUUCAAAAAUGCGC
Molecule: messenger RNA, 2428 nt
Organism: Chironomus riparius
Lineage: Eukaryota; Metazoa; Arthropoda; Insecta; Diptera; Chironomidae
Source: the annotation of a GenBank genome assembly